Messenger RNA from Eublepharis macularius, 4627 nucleotides. RefSeq names its product grainyhead like transcription factor 1 (gene GRHL1). The coding region runs from base 126 to 2042 and encodes 638 amino acids. Gene Ontology annotation, cellular component: nucleus. The record is from RefSeq and is a predicted model, not a curated record. NCBI's taxonomy places the organism in Eukaryota, Metazoa, Chordata, Lepidosauria, Squamata, Eublepharidae. The transcript has 16 exons. Gene Ontology annotation, molecular function: RNA polymerase II cis-regulatory region sequence-specific DNA binding; DNA-binding transcription activator activity, RNA polymerase II-specific. Gene Ontology annotation, biological process: regulation of transcription by RNA polymerase II.
AACACUGUUGCUCUAGUUUUAAUAAGGUGUUGCUGAGCUUUUGUGUGCAGUCGGACCCCAAUGUGCAAAUUUACUCUUUGGACUUCACAAGCUCCCCCCUUAAUGUCCUUUUGGAAAAAGAACUGAUGGAUUUUUAUGAAUCUCAUCCACCAGGCAAGGUGGACUUCUCCAGCAAAAGGCCAGUCUUGGUUCUUCAGAAUGAUGCCCUCUACUCCCAGAGGCGAGCUUAUACCAGUGAGGAUGAAGCUUGGAAAUCCUUCCUUGAAAACCCUCUUACGGCAGCCACAAAAGCCAUGAUGAGCAUCAACGGGGAUGAAGACAGCGCUGCUGCCCUGGGACUGCUGUAUGACUACUAUAAGGUUCCCCGAGAAAGGAGAACACCAGCGGUGAAACCAGAUGUGGAUCACUCGGAGCAAGAUCAUAGCAAAAGGAACAGCAUGCCAAGUAUGACAGAACAGCCGCUCAUUUCUACUGGCGAAAACAGAGUGCAAGUCUUGAAAAACAUGCCUUUGAAUAUUGUUCUUCCGCACACUUCCCAAAUGGGUGUUGACAAGAGGGGUCACCUAACGACUCCAGACACAACUGUCACAGUAUCCAUCGCAUCCAUGCCGACCCAUUCGAUCAAGACAGAAACGCAGUCGCACAGCUUCACUGUCGGCAUUCCUCCGACCGUUUAUCACUCUGAGGCACCUGAGCGAGUGGUGGUGUUAGAUAGGAGUCUCAACACUGACCAGUUCAGUUCUAGCUCCCAGCCUCAGAAUUCCCAGCGGCGUACUCCAGAUUCCACUUUCCCAGAGCCUUUUAAAGAAGGAGUGCAAGAGGUUUUCUUUCCUGCCGAGCUGAAUCUCCGGAUGGCCAGCAUAAAUUCUGAAGACUAUGUGUUUGAAAGCAUUGCUGGGAACAACUUUGAAUACACUCUGGAAGCUUCCAAAUCGCUUCGGCAGAAGCCAGGGGAUAAUACGAUGACUUACCUAAACAAGGGCCAAUUUUAUCCAAUCACACUGAAGGAAAUUAGUGGUGGUGAAGGAAUCCAUCAACCCAUCAGUAAAGUUCGAAGCGUUAUCAUGGUUGUAUUUGCUGAAGACAAAACAAGAGAGGAUCAGCUCAGGCACUGGAAGUACUGGCACUCCAGGCAGCACACAGCCAAACAAAGAUGCAUUGACAUAGCCGAUUACAAGGAAAGCUUCAACACCAUCAGUAACAUUGAGGAGAUAGCAUACAACGCCAUCUCCUUCACUUGGGACAUCAAUGAUGAAGCCAAGGUCUUUAUUGCUGUCAACUGCCUCAGUACGGACUUCUCUUCGCAGAAGGGUGUCAAAGGACUUCCCUUGAAUCUUCAAAUUGACACCUACAGCUACAACAACAGGAGCAACAAACCCGUCCACAGAGCUUACUGUCAGAUUAAAGUCUUCUGCGACAAGGGGGCAGAGAGGAAGAUCAGAGAUGAGGAACGAAAACAAAGCAAAAGAAAAGGCAAGUGCACUGACCCCAGCUCCCAGCUGAAUGCCUUUUCCGAUGUCAAAGUACCCAUGCUGCCCUCCCACAAGCGGACAGACAUCACCGUCUUCAAGCCGUUUAUGGAUCUCGACACUCAGCCAGUUCUCUUCAUACCUGAUGUUCACUAUUCCAAUCUGCAACGUGGAGCUCAUGUUUUUCCUGUAGCAUCUGAUGAACUGGAAGGCGAAGGCUCUGCCAUGAAGAGAGGGUCUUACAUCAAUGAAGACGAUUUUGCUGCCACCCCAAUUAAACUGACUAGAAUAGAAGAACCCAAAAGAGUGUUGCUAUAUGUCCGAAAGGAAUCUGAAGAAGUCUUUGAUGCCCUCAUGCUCAAAAUUCCAUCUCUGAAAGGUCUAAUGGAAGCUAUCUCUGACAAAUAUGAUGUUCCUUUGGAUAAAAUUGGGAAAGUCUUUAAGAAAUGUAAAAAAGGCAUCCUGGUGAAUAUGGAUGACAACAUUGUAAAGCACUAUUCCAAUGAAGAUACCUUCCAGUUACAGAUUGAAGAGACUGCUGGAUCUUACAAACUCACUCUCACUGAGAUCUAAGCUCAUUUGGGGCCUUCUGUGUGGAUUUUAUAUGAAGAUUGUGAACACAAACUUCUCGUUCUUUUUUGUCCUCAGGAUUAAAUUUGCCUCUAGGGGAAAAGCCAUUAUUCUUCCAGAGAAGAAUACCUUUGGUUGUUAUUUAAGCAAGGAUGAUAUGUUUCUGUCCUUCUGACAGCAAAUGAAAGGUCUUGAAUUGAUUUUUUCAAAAUAGCAGGUCUUACAAAAGCACUAUGAAAUGACCCUCAGGUGAGCUCACCUGCACAUUCUUUUAGUUUUUAAAUAAAUGCAUGGGAUUGUUUCAUCAUUGAUGAUCUCUUCCAGGGCUGUACAGCUACCAAAUUCCCAUUGAUACUUGCAGGGAAGUUCCAGGCAGGUGUGGGAUGGAAUUUUAUGAUGUUUACUGCCAUCAAUCACUUCUCUGGCCCUUAUGUAGGAAUGCCAAACACUCUUGCUUUAUGAAGAACGUUCUUUUUAAUUACUGUAUGGAAUCCCAUUGACAAGCUCUAUUUGUAUAUAAGUGCAGUAUAUUUGAAGAGUUGUAAAUGUGUGUAUAUAAGUCAUAUAUAUAUAUAUAUUAUAUAUAUAAUAUAAAAUAUCAUAGUGGAUAUAUAUGUGUGUGUAUAUAGAAUGAAUAUCUGCAAUGAAGCCCAUCUGAAAGGACUACAUGUAUGUUGGAAUACAGUGUUGAGAAAAGCUGCAUCUGUUCUAAAUUAUCUGGAGUCUGUUUGGUUUCUUAUAAGGUGCAAUUUACCACCACCACCCCCAUUAGAUACAUUAUGCAAUAACCACUAUCUCGCUUGUCUCUGGCAUGCAAUUACGCAGGUGAGCCACAAUAUCAUCAUUUCAAGAAGAACACCGUUUAUUCUUCCUCGACUUCUUGUGUUACUUUAGUAGGUCCUGUUUUGGUUCCCUGCCUUGUUAUAUAUCUGUCUUAUUUCUGAUUGCAGCAAGAGUGAACAGAAAUCGUUUCAGUCCUGCUUUGAUGCUGAACAAUAUAAAAUGCUGUCUCAAAAAUUGUAAUAUGGAUCAACAUGAGGUCUAUCACUAGUGGAAUUGUUGGCUUACUGAUAUACAAAGAGUAAUCCAAAAUGGAGGACUGGAUAUGGUAGACUUAUUGGGAACAACAUGAUUGACACCAAAAGCGGACAUCGUGGGGUGGGGUUUACCAACACGAGUUUCCUUUCAGCCCAACAGUUUACCACAUUACUAGGAAGAGGUCUAACACAUGUGCUGCAUGCUGGUUUAAUCUCUCUGGCAUCUCCUGCUGAAGAACCUUGAGUAUCAACAGGCUGGAAAAGGCCCUGCACUGUCAGAGACACGAGAGAGCCACUGAGAGUCAGAAUAGGCAAUGCAAAUAGACAAAUAGUUUGCAUCAGUUGAAUAUGUUUGUAGGUACGUGUGCUGCUCUUAUUUUUGGUGACAAGACACCUCACUCAGAUAGGUGGCUUUUGGCCACCUAGCCAUGCAUAGGCAAGCGAUGUUGAACAUCAGCAGCAAGCAAUUGCUGCUUCCCAACCUCUGCCUCAUAGAAAUGAUAACAGCUUCAAAAGUUCAUUAUUCGGAUUGGGGAUUUUAACACAUUAGCUGCUAACAGGCCUUUACGCACACAUUAUCAAAGCUUAAGUAGAUUUUCCCUGGCAAUAUCAUUGGUGCGCAGCAGGCUGCUUUUCUCUGGCUUUAAGCUAAUUGGCACAUUUAUCAUGUAGAUGCUGCUGAAAACAGGCUCUGCAGAGAGCGUCUUCUGCCUGGUAUAAUGUGGCUUAUGAUAUGGAUUGUCCAUAUCACCUGGAACAUUUCUAAAGCAGUCACCAGAAAUGUGAUGUGCGGGCAUGGAAAGUUUCCGCACAAUGAGACUGAGCCAAAGACCUGCAUGUCACCAACAGAACAGGUUUUGCAUGCAGCCUGCUGCAGCAUCUAUGCACGCAAGUGAUACAAGUCGCGUUCAUGUAAUACUUGCUUUCUCAGGCAAAACUCUGAAGUGGCAUUAUGUAAUGGACAUAGGGAGAAAACCACUCAAGUUGCUGCUCACCAGAUCUUUUCCAUUGCUAGUGCUUUUAUUGCAGUUGUUUAGCAACCUAAGUGAAAUGUAUGAAAUAGGCUGUAUAGAUGGGAUGAACCAAAAAGAGACUGCCGAAGCAAAAUUCUGAUGGUCUUUUAAAAACCAAACUUCUGCUGGAAAAUAAAUCAUGUCACCCAAACCCGACAGCUUUUGCCUCUGCUGCAUUUACGACUGCCGAAAACCAGCAGAUUUUGUUGGAGAGUUACUUUGGCAAGGGAAUUUUUAUACAUGCACGUAGAAGUUAAGUAUACACUUUAAAAAAUGAAGUUUGUACUAUGGACAGUGAAAAUUGGUAUGGGUGGGAUGAGAAGCUUUGUAACGGUUGAAUUAUAUAUAUCAGUUAUAAAUAUUUAUAAAAAAUGUCUGAACUAUAUUGCUGGUCAUUCUUCUGGGACAUGGGCCUUUUAACCAUAGCCAUAUUUUUAUGGAGGUGAUUUUGAUCGUCUUCUGUUUUGUGUCCAUGUAAUUGAAAUGUUACUGUAAAGCAAGAACGAUUAAAUUUUAUAAGUCUGUUUGUAACCAUUCA